Coregonus sp. 'balchen' is the source of this 6672-nucleotide messenger RNA. NCBI's taxonomy places the organism in Eukaryota, Metazoa, Chordata, Actinopteri, Salmoniformes, Salmonidae. The record is from the annotation of a GenBank genome assembly.
AUGUCUCUCAUCCCACACGUCUCUCCAGUGGCUUUAAACAGGACCCUACAGGUCAUCCAGAAGCCUCGUUUCUAUGGGGUGAAGACCAAUAACAUUGUAACCAUAUCCUGUGUGGGAUCGGACAAAACCCAGCCUGCCACGGUUGACUGGUACAAGGCCUCAGAAUACAACGUUGUCCCAGUGAAGAGGAAGAUAGUCAAGAUAGAGGGGGAGCGGGUCACUGUGUGGAAAGUUGGCGUGACACAAAAUGCCUUGAUCAGAAUCAAACAUAUAGGGAUGGAGGACAGUGGAGUGUACUUCUGUCUGAUGAACAACAUCACCUGGGGGCCAGGGACAGAGCUACAAGUGUACAGUACGUAUAGCCCAAUUCAGUCUCAGCUGGUGACGUAAAAUGUUAGGAAUGAUUGGAUGAAAAUAAUUUUGAAUCGUUUUUGUCAAUGGGAUGACAUCUGUUUAAGGAGAUGUACUGCUUUAUUAGUAUGAUUUAAAAUAUAUGCAUAAUCCGCGUCAUCGUCAUCCUCAUCCUCAGAUUUGAAGAUUGUCAAAGAUUGUAAAAACUUGUAAUUUACAAAUGUACAAACUCAUACAUCUCUCUCUCUCUCUCUCUCUCUCUCUCUGUGUGUGUAUGUGUGUAAAGGAUCCUCUAACCCUGAAAGGGCAGAAAGGAGGAGCAAGCUGAAGGAUGCUUUGAUCUUUCUCCAGGCGCUACUCUUGACGUUGUUUGCUCUUGCCCCACUGCUACGCCACCAAUCCCUUGUGAGUCGCAUGACACAAUAAACAUACAUAACUGAAAACCCCAGCAAAAACAAAAUGAUGUAUUUGAAUGCAUUGUUGGGUGUGAUUUGAAUAUGUUUGAAUGUACCUGACACAACAAAACAAAUGAAACAAGUUAUUCACAUUGAAUACUCACCUUCUGAACUUUGACCUUUUCAAACGUUUCAUUAUUGUGACACAAAUGUGAGAUGGUACAGUGUGUGAUACAGUAUGUGUAAAAUAUAUGGGCCAAUUUAGAUAAAACACAUUGCAUACAUAUGUACAAUUUGAUACUUGGUUUUUAUCAUGCAGAAUUGUUUUCAGUUGUCUCUCAUUUUCUUUCAGUUGAAGAAGGAAGAUGCAAUUUACGAGGAACCUGAACAUGAUCACAUCUAUGAGGUACAGUAUGUUAAUGAUGAUAACCGGGUCUUCUGUUGUUUUUGAUGAAAAUGGAGCUAAAACCACCUCAAUUCUCUAUAAGUUAUCCCUACCAUAUUGUAUGCUGUAAUGUAGUGUAACAGUUUGGUUUAUAUUAGAAGGACAAGACAUCAGGGUUUGGGUCAAUUCCGUUUUAAUUCAUGUCUGUUUAGGGAAUGUAGGCCUAUUGAAAAUCAGGUUGUACCUUAUUUUAUGAUACAAAGGUAACACUGUAAUAACUGAGUUUCUUUGGGAUUCAUUAAAACUUAUACCACUCAGAGCCAUUUGGUAUCAUUACCAUUAGUAACUACCGUAUAGUACCAGAAAGUAUCCAUUGUUACCACACAAUUUCUCUUUAUGGAGUGGCUGUGCAACCUGUGUUCAGGACACCUAUUCAUGUGCACUAAACAACCUUAUGUUCUGCACAUGUUACUUUACGAAAAAAUUAAUGGAUUGAGUGCAGCCCAUGCAAAAAAACUGAUAUCUCUAAUUUAAACAGACUGAUUUUUAUGGGAAUGUUUUUAUUAUACUAAUUAGAUUUCUGCAGGGAAUUGUAAAUUACUAACAUUUAACAUUUUUGUAGGGGUUGAUACAUAUUUUUUCAGGGCAAAUCAAGUCUGACAUUUUAAAGUGGAAAUUACAAACUUUAUAAGCCUUUGUAAACCUUCAAUAGACUACAGGUUUCCUACAUCAACAGGGUGAUCAAAUUAAGAUCAUGCACCUGUAGGGAAUUACAGACAGCAUAAAACCAACAAAGAUUUACUCAAAUUAUGUCUUAAAAUAGAUUCAACAUAGGAUAGCGAUACACGGCACAUAGGCUGCCGGUAGAUUAAUUCCAGCCCUGUGAGUUCUAAAUAAAAUUAAACCAGUUGAAAUCGCACUUUAAUAGUAAUAAACAACAGAAUUGCAUUUGGGUAUACGUAUACACUGUACAGGCUUAUCUGUGGAUUAUGCACCCAUGAAACGGACUAUCAGCCUACUCAGUGACACCCACAGAACACAACUCUGUAGAGUUUACACAAAUAUUAGCUUAAUAGCUCUUAUUGUGGGACUUUGACUGUGGCAAAUCCCCUCCCCACUUAGUCUAUUAUGUGUGUUGAAUAUUCAUGGGAAGGUGAUAGUCAAUGCCACUCCGACAUUGCUCGUCCUAAUAUUUAUAUAUUUCUUAAUUCCAUUCUUUUACUUUUAGAUUUGUGUGUAUUGUUGUGAAUUGUUAGAUACUAGUGCACUGUUGGAGCUAGGAACACAAGCAUUUCGGUACACCCGCAAUAACAUCUGCUAAAUAUGUGUAUGUGUAGAACAAGAAGGCCCGCACACUGUUAAAGCUCACAAUUCACCGCUUUAUUGACAACGUUUCGAUCCGAAAAGGAUCUUCGUGAGGUCGAACAAACUGAGUGCUCACAUCCCAAAAUAUACACAUUUCACCUCACAUGACCAUUGCGGACAUGACGCACGGUGGGUGCAAAAAACAUGUGUUUAUCUCUAAUAAUUUAAUAAUUUAAUAACAAUGAGAUGGGUACAUGUAGUGGUUCCAGAAAAUAAUAUAUAUUUACAAAAUGACCAAGUGGGUAACCUGGAAGGCAAGACAAAUCAAAGUAAAGUGACAUAUUCAUGUAAGAAAUGGUCUGAUAUCAUGGUGAUAUGAUAUGGUGAUCUGAUAUCUUGGUUCAGACCUCUAGGAGACAUGGUACACAAACGGUGAAUCCAAUACAAUUAUCUUCUCAAUAAUAGAUUAUCAAUAUCUCCGCCUCUCCUAGGAGUCUUAACAUGUUCGAUGCCAAUGUAUCUCAACGAGCUAAUGUUGGACGAGCCUCCAUGAAAUGCGCAGCCACAGGGUUUCUCUGGUCAAUUGUCCUGAGACCCAUGGGGCGGCGCACAAUUGGCCCAGCGUCGUCUAGGUUAGGGGAGGGAAUGGCCGGCAGGGAUGUAGCUCAGUUGGUAGAGCAUGGCGUUUGCAACGCCAGGGUUGUGGGUUCGAUUCCCACGGGGGGUAUGAAAAAAAUAAAUAUGUAUGCACUCACUAACUGUAAGUCGCUCUGGAUAAGAGCGUCUGCUAAAUGACUUAAAUGUAAUGUUAAUCCUGUGUUCUGCUAACCUUGUUUUCAGAGCUCGUUUUGUUUUUCCUACAUAGCAUAGACCACAAAUACACUUGAUCAGGUAUAUCACAUUUUUUGUGGAACAUGUAAUGAUGCUCUUAAUCUUAAUGGCCUUUCCCGUAAUAGGGUGAUUGAACAUUGUACAUUUGUUUGUGAAGUUACACUUGGUACAUCGCCACAUCUAUAGUUACCGUCCGGAACAUUGUCUAGAAAGGUACUGCGUGGCACUGGUGGAAGAUCAGACCUCACCACCAUUUGACUGAUGUUGGGGGCGCGUCUGAAGACUAGCCGCGGGGGUUCUUCAAACGUAUUUUGUAGUUGUGGAUCAGUGCUCAAGAUGUACCAGUGUUUUUUUUUAAUGAUGUGGUCGAACUGUUUACCAAGUGGGGAGUACUGAAGGAAGCAUUGAACGCCGCGUUGGUCAGGAGGGCUGGGAGGUUUGGACUUGAGGCUGUCAUCAUGGGUCAUAUUUUUAUAACGUUCCCUUGCGUCAUGCAGCCAUUCCUCUGGGUAACCCCGCUGUCUGAAACGCUCAUCCAGAUGGUCGGCUUGUUUGUCAUAGUCACUGUGUACUACAAAUCCUGCGUAUGCGACUGUAUUGGCUACUGGGGAGGCUCUUUUUUAGGGGUAUAGGGUGGAAGCUGUCUCCGCGUAACAGGGAAUUCCUGUCCGUCGGCUUCCUGUAUAGAUCCGUACUAAAACCACCCCCAUCCCUCUCAAUCAAAAUGUCAAGGAAACGUAUUUCAUGCGCAUCAAAGGUGAGGGUGAAUUUCAAAUGUUCACUGCUUGUAUUGAUGAAGGAGUGGAAUCGAUGUCUAAUAUGGCGCAAUAAUGGAUUAUUAGGGUUGAAAAUCACAUUAUACUAAAAAAAAUAAGAUUGGCAUAAUUCGGUGCCAUUUUACUGCCCAUAGCAGUUCCCUUCUGUUGAAUGAACAUGUCAUUUUCAAACAUGAAAAAGUUAUUAGUCAGAACAAUCUCAGCAAGUUCAACGAUACAGUUAGUGCUAGGGAGUGUGUCAAUGGGUCGUUGACUGAGGUAGUGUGCAAUGGCUUCUAGGCCUCCCUGAUGGGGGAUUUAAGUAUACAGUGAUUCAACAUCAAAGCAAGCCAUAAACGUCUCCCAUUGAUAUUGUGCAUUGUCUUAAAAGUGUUAAUCAUGUCCAUUGAAUCGCGUACUUUCAUGAACUCAUAUUAUUUUUGCAUGAUGUCUCCACUUUCCACAAGAGACUUCAGCUUGCAGUGAAUUUCAUCUUUGAAGAGUGGUGUGGGAUCACGUGACAAUUUCUGAUAGAAAGUGGUGUUGUUCAUUCACAUAGUCAUCACGGUUUAACAACACCACAGUUCCGCCCUUGUCAGCAUUACACACUAUCAAAGUGGAAUAAUUUUUUUAAACAUCCAAUGCUUGCCUCUGUUCUUUAGGGAUAUUAUUGUAGACUCUGUAUUCUCGUUUCUUAUUCAAAAUCUGAGACACAUCUUUUUCCGCCAAUCUGCAGUAUGUUUAUAGGGAGGGAUUUCUGUAUCUGGGCGGACAAAAAGUGGAUUUGGCUCGAAAAGGGGUAUUCGUUCUGUGGGAAAUGUAAUUCUCUAUUGUGUAACCCAUAGUCUGAACACUCGUCUCACCCAUACUUGACACAUCCACAUUUGGAGUCUUAUCAUUUAUGGGACAAAAUAACUCCCUAAGUCUCAAUGUAUGAAAGAAUUUCGGAAACUCUAUUGUGGUGUCAAAGUCAUUACAUGAUGCAAUAGGGACGAAAGAAAAGCCCUUACUCAAGGUCAACUCACAUGAGGUGGUGAUGGGACGUGAAGAAAGGUUAAUCACACUCAGGCAUUCUGACUGCGUGUCCAAUAGCGGCCUUGUUCCUCUGUGUAUGUGACCAAUAACAUAUGAUUUGGUUUGAUUUCCCACAGUCAAAGUCCUGCAAUAAGAGCUAUGACGCUAAUAUUUGUGUAAACUCUACAGAGUUGUCUUCUGUGGGUGUCACUGAGUAGGUUGAUACCCCCAUUUCAUGGGUGCACAAUUCAUAGGUUAGGUUGUACAGUGAAUUAUAAAUGUUCAAUACGCACAAUAGACUAAGCGGGGAUGUGAUUUUCCACAGUUAAAGUCCCACAUUAAGAGCUGUGACGCUAAUAUUUUUGUAAACUUUACAGAGUUGAGUUCCGUUGGUGUCACUGAGUAAUUGAUUUUUUACAAUUAACUAAUAAUUGUAUUUUGUUAAAUGUAUAUAACAACAUUUCAACCUUGUUUAGCAUUAUCUAGCCCAAUUGUGGCAUGAUUCCACUAUUUAUAUCUGUUUGUAUCAGUUUCAAUGGAGGACUUUUAUUUUGAAGGCAAACCACCGAGUCCACUAUUGUUGCUCAAGCUAAUGUUGUUCACGACACACAGGUCGAUGCACCUGCCUUCUUAUUAAAUACUAGGUGAAUACCAGAGAAAACAUACUGUAAAAUAGCUGAAGUGAAAUUAUAUCCAAGGUUUCAUUAAUUGAAUUGAUGAAUUCAAAGUCAAUUCAUGUUCCAAAUGACCUGGAGUUGAAAUACAUAUGAGUCUAACUUUAGAGGUGAUCAGCUCUGUGACAAACAGGAAAUUGUGCUUUUCCUGACAGCUGCAUGCUUCUUUCUCUCUCUCUCUCUUUCCCUCCCUCUCUUUCUCUCUCUCUCUGCUUCAGUGACUCUUUAACCACAUCUUGUUUGUUAUCAUUGUCAUAAUGUGGCUAACAAAAUGUUUUCAUUUCAGCAUUUGCUAAGGUGGUGUUUCCUUUUUUGUGUUUGUGCAUGUUGAAAACGUUGUGUGUCAUCAUUCCAGCUUACACUUCUUAUUUUCUGCUUUCGUUUGGCCUCCCCCCAAAAUUAUAUAAAUGGUGGGGCUUCAUCUUCCUUAAGUACUGCUUCUAAUUACAAUAGUAUGGAAAUAUUUAGAUACUACUAUUGCUCUAAUUCGCUUUGCACAAUCAACUUGCACAAGCAAUUGUUGAUAUACCAGUAAUGAUAUACCAAUGGCAUAACAAUCAAAUUGUCAUUAACAAAUGUGAUUAAUGUAAGAGCAGCACACUGGACAUAAACUGUAGCCUACUUUUGUAUUUAUUUGUAUGAUUGUAUUCAUUGCAUGUGCACAAAAUUCAAUUUCAUCACAAUACAUUUAGUUGUAAUGUAGUAAAUCGUUUAUUUUCCCACCUUUUUUUCCAUCCCCACCCCAUUUUUCUUUAUUUGACGCAUGCAGGGCUUGGAGAUUGAGCAUUGUGGGGGUUUGUAUGAGGACAUCUCAGUGUAUGCCCAGCCUGGGCCAGCAGAGGGUGCUGCAGCUUGGAAGCAGGAGUGAGCUGCAUGGGGGCUGAGCUGGGGACUGAGCUGGGGACUGAGCUCUCCUGUCAUCCACUGCAUCUCAAUGCAUAUCUGGGCCCGUAUUCAUUAAG